Cuscuta epithymum is the source of this 2144-nucleotide messenger RNA. The record is from the annotation of a GenBank genome assembly. NCBI's taxonomy places the organism in Eukaryota, Viridiplantae, Streptophyta, Magnoliopsida, Solanales, Convolvulaceae.
GAACAAACUACAGAAACAAGCAUACCUAUACCUCCCAGUGCAGGCAAUGAUACUUUAUGCCCCAGUCUCUCUUCUCAAGCUAUAUGUUCUCACUCACCUCCUUCUCAUUCACCUUCUUCUAACGUGUUUUCUAUUCAUCACAAUUUGGAAGUCAUCACUCAUUAUCAUCCCACUCAGAUAACGGUCGAUGCUAUUUACAAAUCUAAGGCAGAUCUCAUCCACCAUUUAAAGUUGUACGCCAUAGAUAAUGGUUUUCAAUACCAAACACUCACAUCAAAGAAGACUUGUUUGCACGUUAUCUGCGUGUUCGAAAAAUGUAAAUGGGCUGUGAGGGCUGUUCUACGUGGCGUCCAAAUGUUUCAAAUCAGAAGGUUUGAUUCAACCCACACAUGCCCGGUUGAUUUUAGGCAAGGAAAGCAUCGCCAAGCUACAUAUCGCACUGUAGCAGAACUCGUUUCUCAUAAGUUCUUGGAUGCUUCUAGAAAACCAUAUGCACCUAACCAAAUACGGGAUGACAUGAGCUUCAUGCACGGCAUUUCCAUGUCAUACAAAAAGGCCUGGAAAGCUCAAAAGAUCGCAAUGCAAAAACAAUUUGGAUCAGAUUCUGAGUCCUAUCAAAUUUUACCAUCAAUGGCGUAUAUGCUAGCUGACGCAAAUCCAAAUUCUGUUAUUUCUCUUGUAACAGACGAUGAUGAUGUGUUUCGCUAUUUUUUCAUGUCCCUUGCACCUUGGAGGCAGGCAUGGCUGUUUUGCAGGCCUAUUCUAAUUUUAGACGGAUCAUUUUUGAAGGCGUAUUACAAAGGAACACUGCUCACAGCUUGUGCACAAGAUGCGAACGACCACAUUGUCCCAUUGGCCUUUGGAGUUUGUGAUUCUGAGUCUAAAGCGUCUUGGCUUUGGUUUCUUUCGAAAGUGUCUGAAUCACUGACAUUUAGGGACGAUUUGUACAUACUAUCUGACAGGAAUGAAGGUCUACUCAGUGCUGCUAAAGAAAUUUUCCCACAUGCUAGCCAUGGCUAUUGUGUGGAGCAUCUUCGUCGUAAUAUGGUCUCAAAAUUUAAAGGGUCUGCUGUUGAUUUAGGUUGGAAAUUUAAGGCUGCCUAUAAGGCUGCAACACUCAAGGAGUUUGAAGAGUACAUGUGUUUGCUAGAUUCUCAAGAUGUUCGUAUACGCCCUUGGCUUGAAAAAGUUGGGACUCACAAGUGGGCAAAGUGUAUGUGUGGUCCUAGCCGAUAUGAUGUCAUGACCUCAAAUUGCGCAGAAUCAAUGAACAAUGUCAAUGCUGCUGCGAGGGAGUAUUGUAUUGCCAAGCUUCUUGAUUUCAUUAGGGAAAGAAUGCAACAAUGGUUUGUUAAGAGAAAGGAAAAGGCUGAAAAGACCCAAACUAUUUUGACAAAUAAGCAUGAGAAACAUCUGGUUGCUCUUCAAAGCCAAGCUGCAAAGUUGAAGGUCAAGCCGGCAUCAUAUUUUGAGUUUGAAGUUGUUGAUAGGCAUUGUAGAUCGUUUGUUGUCGACCUUCAGGCUCGAACAUGCACAUGCGCAGAGUUUCAACUCAAUCACUUUGUCUGUGUCCAUGGGGUUGCUGCUAUUGGUAUCUGCCCUCGUGUAUCUUGUUACGAUUAUAUUUCCCCUUAUUACACACGAGAUUACUGGCUUUCUACAUGGACUGGUGUUAUGCACCCUAUUCGUGACAGAGAAUCUUGGUUGGUGCCUUCUCAUAUAUCAAGCAUUCGUUGUAAGCCCCCAUCCUGUUCAAAAAGACCACCUGGUCGUCCCAGGAAGUCAAGAAUACCUUCCAUUGGUGAGCAUCGUGGGACGAAACGCUCAAAAUGUUCUCGGUGCCAUACACUCGGUCAUAAUAAGAAGACAUGCCGCAAUCCUAUUCCAGCAACGUCUCAUUAGUGAUGCUUUUAUAUUUACUUGUUUGUAUUCCUAUUUUGGAUCAUAGAAGAUAUAUGAACUUGUUGUCUUUAGAACAUAUUAUGAUAUAUCCAUUCUGAAACAUGUCCUUUUCGUUUAAUGCAAAAGUAUUUGCAUUAGUUUAGCACUGUCCGUUGUUGAACUAUUUGUUAAACCAUCUAUUCUGGAACAUAUCCAUUCUGUAUAUUUUAAUCCCAGCAAUGCAAUAUCCUCCUUCUUAUGUA